Penicillium nucicola is the source of this 315-nucleotide messenger RNA. Its product is annotated as Dabb family protein. The transcript is spliced from 2 exons. The coding region runs from base 1 to 315 and encodes 104 amino acids. The record is from RefSeq and is a predicted model, not a curated record. Lineage: Eukaryota; Fungi; Ascomycota; Eurotiomycetes; Eurotiales; Aspergillaceae.
AUGGCACCCAUCGAGCGAAUCACCCUCUUCAAGAUCCCCAACGAGGCGGAUCGGGAUCGUGUCUUGGAGCAGUACAAGGUCCUCGCGAAGACCGCUACAAAGGACGGCAAGCCAUACAUCCUAGCUGCUGCUGCCGGUGCUUCUUUCCCCGAUCCAAGGAACAAGGGCUUCAAUCUCUCUGUGAAGACGACGUUUGCGUCGAUGGAGGAUAUGAAAUACUAUGAUGCUGAGUGUGAGGCUCACAAGGCGCUGAAGGCUGUUGUUGGGCCGGUGAAGGAGGAUGUUCUGACGAGCUUUUAUGAGUCCGUCUUGUAA